Molecule: messenger RNA, 990 nt
Organism: Egretta garzetta (little egret)
Lineage: Eukaryota; Metazoa; Chordata; Aves; Pelecaniformes; Ardeidae
Product: potassium voltage-gated channel subfamily A member 7-like
Exons: 3
Biological process (GO): protein homooligomerization; potassium ion transmembrane transport
Cellular component (GO): membrane; voltage-gated potassium channel complex
Molecular function (GO): delayed rectifier potassium channel activity
Source: RefSeq, a predicted model, not a curated record
CCCCGCGGCGCCUCCGGCGCCGUCCUCUACUACUACCAAUCGGGAGGAAGACUCCGGCGGCCGCCCGACGUCCCCUUGGAUGUCUUCUUGGAAGAGUUACGCUUCUACCAGUUGGGGGCCGAAGCCGAAGGAAGACUCCGCGAGGCCGAAGGUUUCGGGGUGGAGGCGCCGCAGCCUUUGCCCGGCGGAAGGUUACAGCGGCGAGCGUGGUUGUUGUGCGAGCACCCCGAGAGCUCGCCGGCCGCCCGCGCCGUGGCCUUGCUCUCCGUCCUCGUCAUCCUCGUCUCCAUCGUGGUUUUCUGCUUGGAGACCCUGCCCCAGUUUCGGGCUGGAGGGGAGGGGGCGGCUCAGAGCCCACCACCACCCAUCUCCACCGCCGUCAACGCCUCCUCCCCGCCGUCCUCCCGGGCCGGUUUGACCGAUCCUUUCUUUGUGGUGGAAACCAUCUGCAUCUGCUGGUUCUCCUUGGAGCUCCUGGUCCGGCUUUUGGCCAGCCCGAGCAAAUCCGCCUUCUUCCGCAACGCCAUGAACCUCAUCGACUUGAUCGCCAUCGUCCCUUACUUCGUCGCUUUGGGGACCGAGCUGGCCCGUCAACGCGGCGUCGCCCAACCCGCCAUGUCCUUGGCCAUCCUUCGCGUCAUCCGCUUGGUGCGGGUUUUCCGGGUCUUCAAAUUAUCCCGGCAUUCCACGGGUUUACAGAUUUUAGGCCAAACUCUUCGCGCCAGCAUGAGGGAGUUGGGUUUGCUCAUCUUCUUCCUCCUCAUCGGCGUCGUCCUCUUCUCCAGCGCCGUCUACUUCGCCGAGGCCGAAGACGCCGCCACGUCCUUCACCUCCAUCCCUCAGGCGUUUUGGUGGGCCGUGGUCACCAUGACGACGGUGGGCUACGGUGACAUGGCGCCCGUCACCGUCGGGGGGAAGCUGGUGGGGUCCCUCUGCGCCAUCGCCGGGGUCCUCACCAUCUCCUUGCCCGUCCCCGUCAUCGAGAAAUGA